This is a messenger RNA of Entamoeba nuttalli P19, 2559 nucleotides long. RefSeq names its product villidin, putative. Lineage: Eukaryota; Evosea; Mastigamoebida; Endamoebidae. The transcript has a single exon. Gene Ontology annotation, molecular function: phosphatidylinositol-4,5-bisphosphate binding; actin filament binding. The record is from RefSeq and is a predicted model, not a curated record. The coding region runs from base 1 to 2559 and encodes 852 amino acids. Gene Ontology annotation, biological process: barbed-end actin filament capping; cytoskeleton organization; actin filament severing.
AUGAAAGAAGAAGAAGAGAGAUUAAGUAAAGAAGCAGAAAAACUUCAAAAAGAACUUGAAGCAGAAGAAAAAGAAGAAAAAAAAGACAUGUUAAAUAUUGAUUUAUUAUGUGAUGGUUUACCCGAAAACCCAAAUGUGGUUAGAAGAAUUAAGGCUAGAGGAAAGACUCAUGCUGGAAAAGGAGGUAUUUAUGGUAAUUUAAAGAAAGAAGAUAUGAAAACUGAGUACAUUGAACCAGAAACAAAACCAACACAACCAGAAGUGGGUAAAGGAUUUAAUAUUAUCACUAAUGGAGGGAGUAAACUACCAACAAAAAUGAAUCCAUUAAUGGCUGAAGUACAAGCACGGAAAGCAGCAAAAGUUGGAAGGGCAUCUUUUUCAGUAAAGCCAUCAAUAAUUACAAAACCAGAACCUAAGAAAAUAAGUCCUUCUACAUCACCAGGACUUGCAGAUGAUGCCUUUCUUGCACAACAAACAUUUUCUAAUGAGGUCGAUGGAAUGAAUACAUCAAUGAAUUAUGAAAAGAUGGUAAGAGUUAGUGGUAAGUUUUUUUUGAAGUGGAGAAUCAUUGAGUUAAAACCAGAAUACUUAAAUAGUGGAGAUGUUUUUAUUAUUGAUAAGAUAGAUAAAAUUUAUGUUUGGAUUGGAAAAGACUCUUCUCGACUGAAGAGAACAAAAGUUUGUGAUGCAGCAAAUACAAUUAAACAUGAUGAAAGACAAGGCAGAUGUGAAAUUAUUCAAGUUAAUCAAGGCAAAGAAGAUGAAGAAUUUUGGAAGGCCCUUGGAGGAAAGAAUGACAAUAUUGCUAAAGCAGAACCAAACCAAGAUGACAUUGAAGAUAAAGAUUAUAGAGAUGAGUUAUAUCUUCUUGGAGAGAAAAAAGGUACUUGGGAUGAGGCAGAAAUUGUUAAUUGUAGUAAAGGAAAAAUAGCCCAUAACAUGUUAUUACCAUGGAAUGUUUAUGUUUAUGAUGGUGGAAAUGAUGUGUAUCUAUGGAUUGGUACUAGAGCAUCUUCUACAUUAAGAAAGAGUGCUAAAGUUGUUGCACAGCAAAUUUUUGAUAAGAAACAACGAUCCCCAAUUGCUCAAUUAAUUCGUAUUACACAACAAACUGAGCCUGUAAUUUUUAAAGAGAAAUUUGCUGUAACACAAGGAAGUGUUGAAACAGUACAUAAUCCUGAUUGUAGUUAUACCGAGGAUGAAUUAAAUCAAUCAAGAGAUAGAGCUGCAACUGUUAGUGUAUCUAGACCAACAAAGCCUUUAAUUAAACCAGUGUUUAAUCGGAAUGCACCAGUAGAAGAAGAGAAAAUGACAUUUGAUAUUAGAGAAUUAUUAGGUAUUCCUGAUGAUUCUAUUGUUCUUCAACCAUCAAAAGACUUUAUUAUUCAAGGAGGAACAAUUAAAGUAUAUAUUAUUUGUGAUAUACAAAAAGAGGCUAUUCCGGAAAGCAUGUAUGGUGAAUUUUAUAGUGAGAAUGAUUACAUUAUUGAUUAUAAAGAUCCUAAAGAAGAAGUUAAAUUCUUCUAUUGGCAAGGUAAACACACUUCAAUAAAAAGUAAAGGAAAAACAUCUAUGUUAGUUAGUGAUUUAAGUAAAAAAAAAGGUGCUAGCACUAUUCGUGUACCUCAAGGAGAAGAACCACAUGCAUUUAUGCAAUUGUUUGAAGAUAAAUAUCUUAUUCAUAUUGGAAACUAUUUUGAACGUGAGAAACAUCAAGCCACAGAGAGAAUAUAUCAAGUGAGUAAUACUAUGUUUGAAAAUACUUGUGAAUAUACGGUUCAACGUGAAUUUAAUAAAGAGUUUAUUAACUCAUCUUGUUCAUAUAUUUAUGUUAAUACGGAUGGAGUAAAAAUUUGGAAAGGAAAAUAUGCAAAUGAAAAUAAUAGAAAAGUUGCUGAAGAAGCUGCUAAAAGAAUUGAUCAACGACCUGCUACAAUUUUAGAUGAAAAAGAUGGUAAAGUUUUGUUUAAUGAGGUCAAGCAUUUUGAUAAUAAUUAUUCAGUUGUUAUGCCAAAAUCAUAUCAUUUAAUCUCAGAGAAGAUGAGUAUAAAAGUAAAACAAAAUACAUUCUUUACUUGUCAAAGAUUUAAAGAGCCAACGUUAUUAACUUGUGAAAAAGGGAUUUAUUUAUUGUUGACACAAUUGAAGAAAGAUUGUAUUAUGCCAUAUCUUAACACUGUUCAUGAAUAUUUAGAAAAGUUAAAUGGAAAGUAUUGUGGAAUAGAUGUUCCUGAAGUUUAUGUUAUUCAUUCUUUAAAACAUAUCCCAAAGGAGGUAGUUACUAUAAUACAUGGUUUUGAAAAAAGUUCAUUAAAAGAAAUGGAUAUUGAAAAUGACCCUCAAAAUAUUAUCUCAUUUAAAGAUCUUUGGAAUAUAAUUAAUAAAAAAUAUACUUAUGAAGAAUUACUUCAACGACCAAUUUAUUUAGAUAAAACUAAAUUGGAAACUUAUUUAAGUGACGAAGAAUUUGUUAAAGUCUUCAAACGCUCUCGUUCAGAAUACAAUAAAAUGAAAAAGUUUGAAAAGGAACAAUUGAAAAAACAACAUAAAUUGUUCUAA